This is a messenger RNA of Ectocarpus sp. CCAP 1310/34, 2515 nucleotides long. The record is from the annotation of a GenBank genome assembly. NCBI's taxonomy places the organism in Eukaryota, Phaeophyceae, Ectocarpales, Ectocarpaceae.
AUGAAGUCCAUGACUUCCGAAGCCCUCUUGGCAUGUCUGAGCCAGGAGGGGAUACCAGCUGCGCAGGAGCUGCAGGAGCUGCAGCUGCAGCUGGAGGACGCGCGGCAGUUCCAAGCGGCAUCGCGGGAAGCACUCAAGGACGCAGCCGUGUUUGGCCGGACCAACCAGGGUAGGCAAACCUAUCAGACGAUUCUCACUGCCUGUGCCUACGAUGGGGAUGAGGGGACGCAAGCGUUGCCAAGCUACCGGAAGGCCGAGAUACUCGGCGUUGACCCGGCUGAAUUUUCGCGUGCGCGGCAGCGGGUGAAGUCGCUGCAGCCCCACCUCCCUCCUGCAGCAGCGCUGGAGGCUGGAGCGUACUGGUACCGCUCCCGACGUAAGAGGAGCGACGCCACCCCGCCCGAGCUGGUAGAGCUCAUGAAGGAUUUCUGGCACAACGAUGCGGUAUCGCGCCUCACGGGAAACUCCGCUCACAUCUUCCGGGAGUCCAAGAGUCCAACUGCACGCACACACCCUCGCCGGCAGCUCAUGGUACAGGGAGGGGGGGAGACGGUGUUCAAAAAGUUUCUAGAGUCACCAGAGUUCGACAACUUCAAGCGUAUCUGGAGGUCAGACAAGGGUGAGGACAUCAAGGAUCCCGGGCGCACCCGGUUUCUCUCGACGCGGUGCAAGUGCUUGACAGCUCCGAAGACAGACCAGUGCGCGUGCAAGAUACACACGCAGCAAACCUUCUACCUGGAGGCGCUGGAGAAUAUGACACUUGUGGACCGCCCUGUAUGCGAUUGCCGAUGGUGUAGCGCCGAGGACGGCGACGCGAUAUGGAAGGGACACUGGCGGCACUUAGGGACUUUCUCGGACGCCCUGGCUUGCCCAAAGGUGGACCUUCGAGCGGGGGACCCGGAGGAAGACAGCGAGGUCAUGGGACGGAAGCCGGAGUGUGCUUCCUCCGACUGUAAUGUCUGUGGGUUCGGGAAGGAGGGGGGCAUUCCGUUCUGUAAGGUGCUGGAGACGUCGAAGCAGUUAGUGAAGUGGAAGCACUACGGUGACCUGGAGAGGCCCGGGAAGACAACGCUAAGGGACCAAGUGUUGGAGAAGGAGGGCAAGCUCUGCGACCUGUGGGCGGACUUCAAAAAGCACAGCAAGGUGUACAUGGCGCAUCACUCAAAGGCCAAGUGGCAGAGAAACUGCCACAACACCUGCCUACGAACGUUUCAGGACGGCGACAUAGUCAUCGAGACGGACUUCAUCGAAAAGUACACCCAUGAACCCCAAAAAGUUCUAACCUGCGCGAGACACGAUACCACUACCCUCAUGGUCGCCAUCGUACACUUCUGCCCACAAGAAUGGGAGGGCGGCGGCAGGGUCCACCUGAGCGAGACAUGGGUUUUUGCUUCCGCGGACCCUGCCCACGACUUCGACUUCCAUCUCCAUGCCCUCAAGCAGAUAGCUGACUACUACUUGGAUGGUGAGGGGUCUGCAGCUACUGCAUGUGCGAGGGAGGACAACCGGGUUCCGCGAAUGCUCAUGUUCACGGACGGCUGCGCCAAACAGUACAAGGGCAGGCGCAACUUUCGCUUUUUGUCCAACAGUGUGCGGGAGCUCGGCUUUGUCGUGGAGCACCACUUCGCGGCAACCUCUCACUUCAAAGGUUGCCACGACGGCAUCGGCGGCGUUGUGAAGAAUGCCAUGAAGAAAUCGGAGCAGCUCGGCAAGCCGAUCACCGGCGCUAAGGGUGUGGUGGAGUUUGUGGAUAACUAUUUUGCCGACAUCAGCAAGAAGAGCCUCUCCGAAUACUUCGCUAGAUGGUCAGCGUACCGUAUCCGACGCGUGCACACCAAGCUCAUUGGACCAACCGCGAUCUACAGACCAAAGCGGGAUCUUGUGGGCAUCACCGGUACUCGAGAUAACUACGUCUUCAUUGGGGCCAACACGCCCACAUUAGACGCAUCCACCGCUACCAGACUUGGGAGAAUGGCCGACGUUCCGGACGUCGUCAAGAGGGACUUGUCGUUGGCAACGGGAGUGGACGAAGGGGUGGUGAACGGGACGGGGCUCACAGUCGUGGCGAUAAAGGAGUAUGUACCAUGGAGCGCUGCUUGGGAGGAAAAGCAUGGGGGGGGAGUGGAGACCGAUAGAGGUGGGGAGGAGGCUUCAGAAGACGAGGGGGAGGAUAGGGAUGGGGGGAGGCGAACCAGUCGGAAGCGGACGAGAAGCCAGAUGCUCGUGCGCUCGGGUGAGGCUGAGGAAGAGGAGGAGGAGGAGGAGCAGGAGGAGGAGCAGGAGGAACACGAUGCGGGGGCGGGGGCCGGGGCGGGGGGGCGCAGGCGUUCGGGUCGCACGCGGGUGAAGAACGGGACGCUGAGGGAUCAGGGAUGGGACGAGUCGUCGUCCAGCGAGGAAGACACCUCUGAAUUCACGGGGGGGUUGGUGGGGGUGUGCAGGCGUUCGGGUCGCAGGCGGGUGAAGAACGUGACGCUCAAGGAUCAGGGAUGGGAUCAGUCUUCCUCCUCCCAGU